Scomber japonicus (chub mackerel) is the source of this 1549-nucleotide messenger RNA. It is a transcript of the gene pigr, whose product is annotated as polymeric immunoglobulin receptor. The record is from RefSeq and is a predicted model, not a curated record. Lineage: Eukaryota; Metazoa; Chordata; Actinopteri; Scombriformes; Scombridae. The transcript is spliced from 8 exons. The coding region runs from base 62 to 1108 and encodes 348 amino acids.
GGGGUCUGUGUUAUUGCAGCGGUCAGGACCUACUUGGUAAACCUCAACCUGACAUUACAACAUGCCACAGCUCUUAAUACUCACCCUCAGCCUGUUACCAUGGAUCCCAGCCUCCCUCUGCGGUGGAGUAAACACUGUGGAAGAGCAUGCAGUCCUGGAAGGUAAACCCCUCGCAAUCCCAUGUCAUUACGAGCCUCAGUACACCAGCUAUGUAAAAUAUUGGUGUCGGGGGAGGAUGAGGGAAUUCUGCAGCAGUUUAGCUCGCUCAGAUGACCCCAGUUCACCCAAUUCGGCAGAGAAGAAAGUGAGCAUUUAUGACGACCCGGUCCAGUUGGUGUUCACUGUGACCAUGAAAGACCUGAAGGUGGAGGACUCUGGGUGGUACAUGUGUGGUGUGGAGAUAGGUGGUGUAUGGAGCGCUGAUGUUGUCGCUUACACUAACAUCAAGGUUGUUCACGGCUUGUCAGUGGUGAACAGCAGGCUGAGCGCAGAGGAGGGGGGUAGUGUCACAGUUGAAUGCCUCUACAGUGAGAGAUACAGAGAAAGCUCGAAGAAGUGGUGUAGGAGUGGAGACUGGAGCUCCUGUCUGACGACGGGCUCUGACGGGAGCUACGAGGACACUUCAGUGGCCAUCAACGAUGACAGAACUGGGUCUUUAACUAUAACCUUUAAGAAGCUGCAGAUGAGAGAUACGGGCUGGUACUGGUGCUCUGCAGGACAGCAGCAGAUAUCUGUGCAUGUGCUGGUCACACCUCCAGCUUCGACCACUGCAGUGUCUGUGAUGUCUUCUUCUACAUCAAGUCAAUCUAUUGCAUACGUGCCUCCCCCCAAACCCAUCACAAAGGAGUCUUGGAACAGUCACAGUCACAUCCUGGAGUCUUUGUUGGUGUGUGCGUCAUUCAUGCUUCUUGUUGGCUUGGCCAUAUUUGCAAGGAAGAUGUGGAAACUGCACAAUCCUUACUGUCAAAUUCCAGAGAGGCUUCCUGGACAAAGACAAAUGGAGGGGGUGAAAACGAGGCUCAGCGAAUACUCAGGGGAUGUUGGUGACCUGCAAAACGCUGCUGUCGUUUUCCUCAACAAGAAUCCCCAGAGCGCCCAUAUGUGCUGAAUUCAGAAAUAUACCAUAGAUCUUAUUUUAUAUUUGCAGUGUUGUUUUUGUCACUGUCUGUAACUGAAUGUAAUUCUGUGUUAGUUAACUGCACAUCACACAUGCUGGCUCUCCAUUUAUAUUGUUUAUGUUAUAUACUGCUUUAAACUGCUACUUUGCCACUGUUAUAGUCUUGAGAUGUUUAUAAAAGAGCUUCAAGACAGCUUUGCCAACAAAUAAUCAUUACUUAAUUUGUUCAGAAGUACAGCUGUAUCUAUCACUACCACAGGACACUGAAGUAUGUCUACUCUACUUUGUCUAGGAAUUUAAAGAUUUUAGCAUAAUGGGUAGAGUCUACAUUCUCCAGAGUUUUGGAUAAUUAUGCUUAAUUUUGUUUGUCAGUAUUCUGUAAAGUGCUCUGUAAAGAAUUAUGCAAUUUUGUACUAAUUAAAGGGAAAAUGG